Messenger RNA from Sclerotinia sclerotiorum 1980 UF-70, 1626 nucleotides. RefSeq lists its product as hypothetical. The record is from RefSeq and is a predicted model, not a curated record. Bases 1 to 1626 code for a protein of 541 amino acids. Gene Ontology annotation, molecular function: zinc ion binding; cysteine-type deubiquitinase activity. Gene Ontology annotation, biological process: mRNA processing; protein deubiquitination; spliceosomal complex assembly. NCBI's taxonomy places the organism in Eukaryota, Fungi, Ascomycota, Leotiomycetes, Helotiales, Sclerotiniaceae. The transcript has 2 exons.
AUGCCAAGUGCCACGGAUAUGGAUAUCUCGACCAGAAAGCGCAAAGAACGCGAUGACGACUCCGCGACCGCCGUUCCGAAGACUGACGAGGAGAAUUCGAUUAAUGGAGCGCACCCAGAAACAGAACCCACCCCCAAGCGACAGAGGACGGUAGAGCCUAGGCCGGUGCACAUCGAAGAUGAGGAGGAUUUAAAAAAUGGAAUGGAAGACCUUGAAGUUGAGGAUGAAGAGUUGAAAGUUGUGGUUCCUCGAGAAAAGGCUCCAAUGGAAGGCUAUGAUGAUCUAUACCUCGAUACCAUAAACCGCAGUGUACUCGAUUUCGAUUUCGAGAAGCUUUGCUCCAUUUCCCUCUCAAACAUCAAUGUAUACGCUUGUCUAUCUCAUGCAUAUUUCCAUGCUCUUGAAGUAGGGCACCACGUAUUCAUCAACAUGCAAACACAAAAAGUCUAUGUUCUGCCAGAAGGUUACGAGGUCAAAAAUAAGAGCUUGGAUGACAUAAAGUUUGUGUCUGAUCCUACAUACACAAAAGAGCAGGUCAUGGCUAUGGAUCGAGAAGCUAAAACCUCGUGGACUCUGUCUGGCAAAGAAUAUAUACCAGGUUUUGUCGGCAUGAACAACAUCAAAGACAACGACUAUUUCAAUGUAAUAAUACAAGCACUUUCCCAUGUACCACCACUUCGAAAUUUUUUUCUGUUGGAGGACUUUCGUAAUAAACCGGAACUCAUAAAACGUGUGUCGAUCCUGUUUCGAAAAAUAUGGAAUCCAAGGGCCUUCAAAUCUCACGUCUCUCCUCACGAACUUCUCCAAGAAAUCUCCCUCAAAUCCAAUAAGAAGUUCAAUCUAACCACCCAAUCCGACCCCGUCGAUUUUCUCUCUUGGUUCCUUAACAACCUACAUCUCGCACUUGGAGGGUCGAAAACCAAACCCGGCUCUUCAGUAAUCCAAAAGAUAUUCCAAGGGAAACUGAAAGUCGAAUCUCAAGCUAUCACCGCCAAAGCCGACGCUGGUGAUCGAUUACGGUUUGAAGAUGCAGAUGUCAAGACAGAUGUUAGUAGAUUUAUGCUACUGACGUUAGAUUUACCCGCAGCGCCGUUGUUUCAAGAUGAAUUAGAACGAAAUAUCAUUCCCCAAAUCCCUUUGACCAGUAUACUCGCAAAAUACGAUGGUCUGAAAGCCCAAGAGCAUCUCAACAUGCGCAAACGUUAUCGAUUGCUUCACCCACUUCCGCCCUUCCUCCUCUUCCACAUAAAACGCUUUUCUCAUAACAAAUUCGUCGAUGAACGCAAUCCUACCAUCGUCACUUUCGACGCGCGCAAUUUAGAUAUGUCACCAUAUAUUGAACCUGAUAUGAAACAUGCUAGACCUGGUGAGCCGAUAUGGUACGAUUUAGUUGCAAACAUAGUACAUGAAGCAGUUAGGGGGCGAGAAGAUAGUGUAGAGGGAGAAUCGGAAAAGAGGAGCUGGAAGGUGCAGUUAAGAGAUAAAGCGACCGGAGAGUGGAAGGUAGUACAAGAUUUGUUUGUGGAAGGAGGUCAGAGAGAAUUCUUGCAUUUGGGAGAGAGUUACUUGCAGGUUUGGGAAAAGAGGAGGGAAGUUGCGGGGAAGGGGAAGGGGAAGGCUAUUUAG